Molecule: messenger RNA, 276 nt
Organism: Ilyonectria robusta
Lineage: Eukaryota; Fungi; Ascomycota; Sordariomycetes; Hypocreales; Nectriaceae
Exons: 2
Coding region: 1-276 (91 amino acids)
Source: RefSeq, a predicted model, not a curated record
AUGGCACCGCAGCCGGUUAUGCGGUUGGUGCCCUGUAUCCAGAUUCACAGCAUCGACUGGUAUAAGGCCGACGACGACGUUGGGCGUACAGAGUGGGUCUACGUCGCCGACUCGAGCAGCUUGAGUCUCGUCGAGGCCCAGACACCGCUGGACGAGAUCGUGUUUGCAGAGAACCCGUGGGUCCAGGAAGCCGCCUGGUUGCUGCCAGACCUCAUAACCAUGAUUUCCGUCAUGAACUCGACGCUCCUGCUCACGUUCGACAACAUUGAUGGCUAG